This is a messenger RNA of Guyanagaster necrorhizus, 1312 nucleotides long. RefSeq lists its product as uncharacterized. Lineage: Eukaryota; Fungi; Basidiomycota; Agaricomycetes; Agaricales; Physalacriaceae. Bases 92 to 1312 code for a protein of 406 amino acids. The transcript has a single exon. The record is from RefSeq and is a predicted model, not a curated record.
CUCAUACAUAUAUAAACGGACAUGAAUCUUGGGCUCUCGCAACUUUCACUUUACCCAACUCUUCUGAGUCGCACAUUCUUCAUUCUUGCCAAUGCAUCAUGCUUACUCCCUCCCCAGCAUCUUGCCGAUGCAUCAUGCUUACUCCUUCCCCGGCAUCCCGCCAAUGCAUCAUGCUUACUCCUUCCCCGGCAUCCUGCCAAUGCAUCAUGCUUUCUCCUUCCCCAGCAUCCUGCCACUCCAAUAUAUCGAUACCUACAGCCGCUUUGGACCUUGCCUAGAUCGCAUGCCUUCGGUCAGUCAGCUGUAUCGCCACAGGGCAUUGAAUAAGCAUCAUCCAGUCAAUUCUAUCUACAUCGAUGGACGUGGAAACGACCGGUACGACCCAGCCUUCUCUGCUUUACUCCAUCUCCUUGCCAAGGAGUCUAUCCAUGCGAAAAAUCCCAUCAAGAGUCUGACCAUCGUCGAUCUUGACUGGCGGCGUCUUGUAGACCGUUCCACUUGUAAUGCCGCCUUCAGGUCAUUUUCAGGCAUCAUCUACCUCCGCGUGAAAAAUAUCCGGUGUCGCGUCGAUGAGUUACGGUCCCUCAUCCUUUCGUUCCCUAACCUCGCUAUACUGGACUUGCAAGGCGUCGUCUUUGACGAACAAGAACGGCUUACUCAGCCGGAUGGCGAGCAGCAGUACCCGAAACUUUCUCGACUGACUAUAACUCUCGACGACAACGCCGUCUCGGUUCUGGACCUUUUCCGGACCAUAGUGUCUCCUGGUCAAAUAUACCACCUUGAACUCAAAGGGGCGGACAAAAUUCCAGGGACGGUGGAGGUCAUGCAUCGCAUUGUUUCUCUGUCAAAAGCAGCAUUAAGUCUGGGUAUAGGACACAUAAAUAUGGGUUAUUUUGGUUACGUACGCAUGCCUGGCCCCAUCCUCCAGAUCGCAGGCCUGAACAACCUCACCUUGACGAUCGCCCUAUCUUUUAGCUACAACUAUAUUUUAGCCGUCAGGUGGUGGACAGAAGUGUUCAAAGCUCUUCCUGCUGAGAAUAACCUGCGGAGGUUGACGAUCAGGCUGUCGGGUUCUUGGGCAGACGCUGGAUUGGCCAUCGAAGGGAGGUUGUACAACGACUGGAGAGCCUUGGACGGUGCUUUGUGUAACCCGAGUGUCCAUUUGGACAGUUUUGUUCUUGAGACUCAGAUGUCCGAUCCGGAGAAUACUGGUUUUAAGGUUCAGGUUUGGAUGGAGAAUGAGGGUCUUCGAGGGGUUUUCAAAACUUAUGACGCUAAACAACGAUUUGAAUUCAGGAACAACUGGCCCUAA